CCCCCUGACCCCCCCCGGGAGGAGCCGGGUGUUGGGGCACCGGGCAGAGGGUCCCCCCGACCCCCCCCGGGUGGGUUGUGUUGUCCUGCACCGCUGACACCCGGAGCAGAGGUGGUGACACAUCAUGUGCCAGGCGGAAUCCCGGUGGAUGAAGGAUGCCCCCGGGAGCUCUCGGUAGGCACCGAAGGCCUCAAACUUUUGUAGGCGAAAGCGAAGACGCGAGAAUUGUUUCAGAAAACUCCUUCAAGGAAACUUGGUUCCAGCUCCCCAACGGCUGAACCCCCCUCUCCGGCCCGUGCUCCCGGGAGGGCGGCGGGAACACACCUUCCCACCCCGGCUGGGAAUCAUGAGCUCCUAGGGAUGGAAAGUCACGAGAGGGACUGGGAGCUGCUCUGGUUCCACGGGGUGGCCUGACGGCCUGGAAAUGACCUAACUCUGCAGGAUCAAACUGGGCCCAGUCAAGGCCAAUUGACUGGGAAGAGCCCCCGGCAGUGGGACCGGGUCGGAAACAAAACGAGUCCCAAACUGAGUGUGUCCCGUCACAAAUUUAUGUUUUUUUUCAAAGACAUUCUGGAGCCAGGCCGGGAUCUUUUGGCAUCCAACUGACCUGGAAGCAGCUCUUAGGAGUAAAAGGGAGUGUUGGAAACUAACAAACAGGAUUAAAGCCCUGAGCGCUUAAGGAAAAAACAGGUUAAGGAACUUAAUCCAGGAUGGAUCUGCAGGAGCCCCAGCAGCUGGGAAUGUUUGCGGAGAGUGAGCUGAUGUCGGUGGGGAUGGACACGUUCAUCCACCGCAUCGACUCCACCGAGGUCAUUUACCAGCCCCGGCGCAAACGGGCCAAGCUCAUCGGCAAGUACCUCAUGGGAGACCUGCUGGGAGAGGGCUCCUACGGCAAAGUCAAGGAGAUGCUGGACUCAGAGACCCUGUGCAGGAGAGCUGUGAAGAUCCUGAAGAAGAAGAAGCUGCGCCGGAUUCCCAACGGGGAGGCCAAUGUGAAAAAGGAAAUCCAGCUCCUGCGGCGAUUACGGCACAAAAACGUCAUCCAGCUGGUGGAUGUGUUGUACAACGAGGAGAAGCAGAAAAUGUAUAUGGUGAUGGAGUACUGUGUGUGUGGGAUGCAGGAAAUGCUGGACAGUGUGCCAGAAAAGAGGUUUCCAGUGUUUCAGGCUCACGGGUACUUUUGUCAGCUUAUAGAUGGCUUAGAAUACUUGCACAGCCAAGGGAUUGUCCACAAGGAUAUAAAACCGGGGAACCUCCUGCUAACAACCAAUGGGACACUAAAAAUAUCCGAUUUAGGCGUAGCAGAGGCAUUGCAUCCAUUUGCAGAGGAUGACACGUGCAGGACGAGCCAAGGGUCGCCAGCAUUCCAGCCCCCAGAAAUUGCCAAUGGCCUUGACACCUUUUCAGGCUUUAAAGUCGACAUCUGGUCUGCGGGGGUGACGCUAUACAACAUCACAACGGGUCUGUACCCUUUUGAAGGGGAUAAUAUCUAUAAAUUAUUUGAAAACAUCGGGAAAGGCGACUACACAAUUCCAGAGGAUUGUGGUCCUCCACUCUCAGACUUAAUGAGAGGAAUGCUUGAAUACGACCCAGCCAAGAGGUUCUCAAUACAGCAGAUAAGGCAGCACAACUGGUUUAGGAAGAAACACGCUCAGGCAGAGGCGCUGGUGCCCAUCCCUCCCAGCCCCGAGACAAAGGACAGGUGGAGGAGCAUGACGGCGGUGCCUUACCUGGAAGAUCUGCAUGGCUACAAUGAGGAAGAGGAUGAUGACUUGUAUGACAUUGAAGAUGAUAUCAUCUACACUCAGGACUUCACAGUACCAGGACAGGUGCCUGAGGAGGAGGCCGGGCAGAACGGGCAGAGCCGCGGCAAGGGGCUGCCCAAGGCCGUGUGCAUGAACGGGACGGAGCCGGGGCAGCUGAGCACCAGGGCCAAGGGCGAGCGCCGGGCCAGCGCCUCCUCCAACCCCUCCCGCAAGGCCUGCUCCGCCAGCAGCAAGAUCCGCAAGCUCUCCACCUGCAAGCAGCAGUGAGCUCUGCCCAGCGUCCCCAGGCCAGCCUGCGUCCCCCUCCUCACCCCAGCUCUGCCUCU
This is a messenger RNA of Cyanistes caeruleus (blue tit), 2092 nucleotides long. The record is from RefSeq and is a predicted model, not a curated record. Lineage: Eukaryota; Metazoa; Chordata; Aves; Passeriformes; Paridae.